Molecule: messenger RNA, 816 nt
Organism: Teleopsis dalmanni
Lineage: Eukaryota; Metazoa; Arthropoda; Insecta; Diptera; Diopsidae
Exons: 1
Coding region: 1-816 (271 amino acids)
Source: RefSeq, a predicted model, not a curated record
AUGUCGGUGCAAGAGGAGAAUGCAGCAUCGCUCGGACAGCAGCGCGAAGACUCGGCACCAGUGGUGAAUCGCGUUUCGGUGAAGGUGCCUCCGUUCUGGCACGAGCGACCCGAAAUAUGGUUCGCGCAGAUCGAGGCGCAGUUCGCGGUAGCAGAUGUGUGCAACGACAUGAUGAGACUUAACACCAUAGUGGCUGCCAUAGAGUCCAGCAUCGUAGCCGACAUGGCUGACGCAGUGCUUCAUCCGCCAGCAGCAAACAGGUACGAGAACCUAAGAAAACAAAUAAUCGAACGGUAUGGUGAAUCAGAACAGCGUAAAAUUCAGCGGCUGUUAUCAGACGUACAGCUUGGCGAUCGUCGGCCUACUCAAUUGCUAAACGAACUGGCGACAUUGGCGAAGGAUAAGGUGAGAGUCGAAUUCUUGAAAACACUCUGGCUCCAGCGUUUGCCUCCACAAGUGCGCGCGAUUCAUCACACGUCAAGCGUAGAACUGAGCGAGUUAGCCAAAUUGGCUGACAAGAUUUGCGAGGCAGGCGACUAUCAUCAGAUCUCGGCAAUGUAUUCAGGCAGCGGUAGUACCUGGUCCGAAGCAGAAAAAGUGUGUCAGCGCUUAGACCAAAUCGAGCAACGAUUGAGUCGUCUAGACAUGAACUCCCGUCAACAGCAAGAUAGGCGUUCACUGAGAGGCCGCAGCCGACCACGUUCCCAAUCGAGCAGUCAUCCAGAAUGGUGUUGGUUCCACUCCAGGUUUGGGCGCAAGGCUCGCAGUUGCAGGCAGCCAUGUAAUUUUACAGCAUCAUCGCAGACAAAAAACUAA